Entelurus aequoreus (snake pipefish) is the source of this 3026-nucleotide messenger RNA. RefSeq names its product secreted frizzled-related protein 2 like (gene sfrp2l). Gene Ontology annotation, biological process: negative regulation of canonical Wnt signaling pathway; canonical Wnt signaling pathway; non-canonical Wnt signaling pathway. NCBI's taxonomy places the organism in Eukaryota, Metazoa, Chordata, Actinopteri, Syngnathiformes, Syngnathidae. The record is from RefSeq and is a predicted model, not a curated record. Gene Ontology annotation, molecular function: Wnt-protein binding. The transcript has 3 exons. Bases 95 to 1075 code for a protein of 326 amino acids.
CCCACGUUUAGUGGGCGCCCUCUGAUUGCGGGGGAACAGAGCAGACGUCUCCGUGAGGAUCCACAGUUGGAGCCGCACCACAAAAACAACAACCAUGAGAGUCGUCUUCUUCUUCGUUUUGACGCUGGGAGCAUCUUUUGCGUCCGCGUCUUUACCUCCGACGCACGUCGGCUUCAGCUCGUCGGUGCGCUCGGUGUGCAAGCCUGUACCGAGCACCCUGUCCCUGUGUCACGGUAUCGGUUACCGGCACAUGAGGCUCCCCAACCUGCUGGGUCACGACUCCUUGCGGGAAGCCCAGCAGCAGUCGGCCGCCUGGCUGCCGCUCAUCUCCAAGCUGUGUCACCGCGACACCAAGAAGUUCCUCUGCUCAUUGUUCGCCCCGGUGUGCGUGCCGGACUACAGCGGCCCGGUGAGUCCCUGCAGGAGCCUCUGCGAGGCCGUGCGGGACCACUGCGUGCCCGUCAUGAGUGCGUUCGGCUUCCCGUGGCCGGAAAUGUUCAACUGCAGCCGCUUCCCCCGCGGGACGCAACUCUGCAUCCCUCCUAGCGGGGACCAGGACGCGCGGACGGCGGAGGAGGUCACCCGCGAAGAGGCGCAUAAAGGAAGUGUCAUUUGUGAUGCCUGCAGUCUGGCGGCCGAGGGGGAGACUGACAUCCAGGACAACUUCUGUCCAAGUCCAUAUGCAUUCAAGAUGCGUCUGGGCAGUGUGUCGACGGUGGGAGGGGACUUCCAGCUGGUGCCUAUGGCCCGAAGCCGCAUCCUGAGAUGGGCAGGGGGAGGUGCCGAGAGGGCGGAGGGAAUCGGAGGUGCGAUGGCCCACAAUGCUUUGUGGCUGCAAGAAGGAGGCACUUGCGCCUGCCCCGGCUUGGACUCGGCGGACAAAAAAGAUCCAUUCGAGGAAGCGGAGCCCGUGGAUAAGAAGCUGAACGUGGCCCAGGGUGGAUGGUAUUUGGCCCUGGCUCGGGCGGAGGAGGGAAGGCUGGUGUUGACCCGACUGGUGCGCUGGACUAAAAGCGACAAAGAACUGAAGAAGUUCAUCCGAAAUCUCCUUAAACAACAAUGUGCUGACCUGUAGACUGCGAUUAGCAGCGUGUCCAACUAACAAAAAGCCAAUAAGUAAGCAAAUUAAUCAGCCACUUGCGUUAAUGAAGACGUGUUAAAAGAUACUGUGGAUACUGUGGAUAAUUAAUUGUCCCAAAUACCAUUUAAAAAGGUGCAAACUGCUUAAUUUCCAGAGCCUUUUUUUCUAAUUUAAUGAAAGGACCAUUCCACUCAAUCAAACCAAAAAAUUAGGGCUGUCAAACCCAGUGAGUUAACUAACUCAGGUGAUUAACCACAAAUCAUGCAAUUUAUUUUGACCGUACAAGCUCUUUUACCUUAACGGCUGUACGGUCAGUGAACAGAUCAAUGCAUACGAGAGUACACAAAGACGAGUGAGGAGACUCCAAAAUGCAGACUGAAAGAACAUUAGCUAAAACUGUUACCAAGUUUUGGGCAAAAAAGGAAAUGCAUUUGAGUAAAAUGUUUGAAAACGUUUCUGGGUGACAUUCUGACAAUAAAAUUGUAAUUGUGUACAUACGGGGCUCUUUUCUUCACCAAAUUUUAAUUAGGCAAGAGAGUAUCACCUGGGAUUAAUAAUGAUUUAAAUUUAAAUCUGACGAUUAAUCUGAUUUAAAAAAAAUUAUCAUUUGACAGCCCUAAAUAUUAUGGUUUUAUGUUAUGUAUUUAACAACAGUAGAUCCCCACAACUUAGCUGAAUUUUUGUCAGAAAUAAUUAUUUUACUCUCUUUUUUUGUACCAAAGAUCAACUAAUUUGCUGAAGAAAUUUCUGAACUUUUUUAAACUUUUUUUUUUGUGGUAGACAAAUAUGUUUGGUUUUUUUCUCCCCAAAAACAUCCCAUAAACCUCACAUUCACCCUAAGUCGAUAAUAAUCAAAAGAAAUGUGACAAUUUGGGCUGUCAAAAAAACGAGUUAACUCAUGUGAUUAAUCACAAAAAAUGAUCGCAUUAAUCUUGAUUUCGACCAGUUCUUUUACUUUAACCGCUAUGCGGUCAGGGAUCAUGUCAGUACAAAAAUGAGUGAGGAGACUCCGACUGCUGUGCUCACUGACAAAUUUCACUCCAAAAUACAGCCUGAAAGAACUUUAGAUAAAACUGCUACAGAGUUGUGUGAAAAUAAAUGACAUGAAUUCAAGUUGAAUGUUUAAAAACGUUCCCAGAUGACAUUUUGACAAUAAAAUGGCGAUUGUGUACAAAUAUGGAGGUCUUUUCAUAGGAAAAUUUGAAUUAUGCAAGCAAGUGUGAUUAAUCAAGAUUAAUCCAAAUUAUAAAAUUUUAUUAAUCUGAUUAAAAAAAUUUACCAUUUGACAGCCCCACAAAAAAUAUGACAACACCAGCAACUAGCUUACUAUAACAGAACAUAAGUAUUUUUGAAUUGUCUUUAUUUUUCACAAUUACAAAUUAUAUUGGAUUAAAAUUGGAAGAAUUUGUUUGGCGGUCAGGCUUGUCACUCACUUCUGUCUUGUGUGUGCGCACACACACAAACUAUUCCAGAAAAGCAACUAACAAUUUGCAGUCAUGUUGUUGUUAUGCGAGAAGAAAAUUUAAUGAUAGCGAAAGUUAGCGAUCCACGUGUUACAUAAUAAAAAAUAUUUUCAAACAUUUAGGUUGCAAAUCAUCUUUUUGAUGACAAAUUUUUUGUAAUUUGAACACAUUUAAAAAAUAUCAGUUUAAAACGGCCAACUAAUUAUUGUACGCGUAAUCUUUCAGAGUCAAAAGCAAAGUUGUUGUUCAUAUUGUCUACCUAAUAUGUGCAGAUGUCAAUCACAACUCAUGUGUCUUCAGCAUAUAUUAAAUAAAGUUGUAUGUAUAAAUGACAUGAAAAAUAAAGAGGAACUAUCUCAACCUUUUCACAACAAUGUAAUGUUCCUGCUCCUUCUCUAGACAGGAUGAUAUUAAAGGAAAUACAUUUUUAUAUGUCAGUUUCAAUCAUUGUGAAGUGUCAUUUUUAAGAAGAAAAAAAAAUC